Eublepharis macularius is the source of this 1866-nucleotide messenger RNA. RefSeq names its product translocase of inner mitochondrial membrane 8A (gene TIMM8A). The coding region runs from base 112 to 405 and encodes 97 amino acids. The record is from RefSeq and is a predicted model, not a curated record. The transcript is spliced from 2 exons. NCBI's taxonomy places the organism in Eukaryota, Metazoa, Chordata, Lepidosauria, Squamata, Eublepharidae.
CGGCUUGCCGAGCAUGCGCGGUGGGCCGGUGCGAGGAGGCACGUGAAGGUCGCUUGGCUGCCCGCCUCGGCUCCGCUUCCCUCCUUUCUCGUUUCCGAAGUCGGGCUCGGCAUGGACUCUUCGUCCGCCGCGGGGGAAUUGGGCGCGGCCGUCAACGACCCGCAGCUGCAGCACUUCAUCGAGGUGGAGACGCAGAAGCAGCGCUUUCAGCAACUCGUGCACCAGAUGACGGAGCUGUGCUGGGAGAAAUGCAUGGACAAACCUGGGCCCAAGCUGGAUAGUCGAGCAGAGACCUGCUUUGUGAACUGUGUGGAACGCUUCAUAGACACCAGCCAGUUUAUUCUCAACCGACUGGAGCAGACACAGAAAUCAAAGUCGGCCUUCUCAGAGAACCUGUCUGAUUGAGCCAGGGCUGUUGACUGUCCCUGUUUCCUUAACUAAAGGAGAACAACUGACCCAAGUUGGGUGAGGAGGAAAGAGAAAAGGGAGAGCAGAGGAAAAGGACCGAUAGUAAAAAGAGGCUGUGCAGGUGGUUGGCCUCCUCAUUUGUGACAGACUCCAGGGCUUCCUGCCACCAUUCUGGUUUUCAGCACCCACCGUCUGAAGAGAAACAGUCAGGCUGUGCAAUGUCAUACACUUGCUGCUUACCCAUGGGCUUAUGCUGCCCUGUUUUCUUUUAAUAACAGAAGCUUCACACCAGGAUCGUAUGGUUUUGAUAGUCUCGCUUUCCCCAGUGGUUUGGCUACGGAAGCACAUCUGUUCAUAUUUGAGAAAAUGUCUUUUUUGAUAUAAGGGCGUUUGGGAGGCUUCCAACACUAAUGUGAAUCCUAGGAAAGGCAGGGUGGAAAUGUGCCUUUCACAAAUGGUACUGUGCUUUAGCCCUACUCUUUUAAGCUUGCAACUCAGUGGACCUUUGUGUGCCACAGCAGGGUGCCGUGUUUGAACAGAGUGAACGUGGGUUUAGCUUGCAGAAGUGUGCCAGUGGAGCCCUUUUGUCCUUAAUGAGGUGCUAGGAAUUACCCCACCCCCCCCAAUUCUGAUUGUGGCUGUUGGGAAGGAAUGUCACUUUUGUGGUCAUGAAAAUGUGUCACUUGAGAAAUACAAGAGCUAAUACUGACUCCCUCUCCAUUCGUUGCUUUCUCCCAAUCAACGGAAUAAAAACAUCAAUUGGGUCUAUUUAAAACUGCCUGUAGAGUUGGUGGCAUUCAUUCCUUCAACUAGAUUUGCCUGGAUUCGGUGUAGGGUAGUAAAUACAGUGCAUUUGGCAGCCCUGCACACAAGUUGCAGCCCAGUCUCUGGCAGCCCUGCACACAAGUUGCCUGAGCAAUAGUCCGCAAAUUAGUCAAGCACAUACAAUGUAUAUCGACCUUUGUCUCAAAAUGUCCUCCAGAGUUAUUUGCUAACCAACGUUUUUACUAGCUUGCCCGCCUGCUCACGUAAAACUAGGAGUUUGUGGCCCCCACAAAGAGACAGCUUUGGCAGAGUUUCCUUGCUUGAUUGGCUGGACCUUUACCAUGUGCGACCAAAUGAAUUAUUUCUUAGCAUUGGGACAGUCUUAAAACGACUAAUGGUUAGAAAAAGAAUUAGCUGGUACAUAUGAAGAAGCACAACCUAUACAUUCUCAAAAGUAAAUUAGUUUGCCAACUUCAAUCACUGAAAAAAUUAUAAUACAAAUACCAAAGGACGAGUUGUGUUAAUCUGUUGCAGUACAAACAAGACUUAAUACCAACAAAUGUGUUGUAUCAGUGUUUGUAAUCUGAAACCCACCAUCACACCCUGAAACUGGUCACCUAAAUAAGUGGGCAUGUGUAUUCUUGAGCAGUGAAGGGAAAAAGCGAGAUACUUUAUUUCUGACAUUCCACAUUU